AUGCCGCGCCAAUCUCGCGAGGAUGAGCCUCGAGGGUCGCGUCACAGCCACGGCCAACGGCGGUCGCGGUCUCCUCCUAGCCACGGGCGAAGAAGCCCACCCAGAGCCGACGAGGCGGGCGAUGAUGGCCAGCGGCGUCACCGCCACCACGGCGGGCACUCCUCAUCGUCGAGGAGGCACCGCUCGCCGCGCCGGGGCGAGCGCAGAGACCGAUCCCAGCGGGCCGCCGCGGCGGUCGGCCCCGUCACGCUGCCGUUCUCGGCGCGGCAGCUGACCAAGGCGGACAUGGCUGCGUUCAUGCCGCUGUUCGCCGACUUCCUGAGCCUCCAGAAGCAGAUCGAGGUGGGGGAUCUGGAUGAGCGGGAGGUCAGGGGGAGGUGGAAGAGCUUCAUGGGCAAGUGGAACCGGGGGGAGCUGGCGGAGGGAUGGUACGACCCGGACAUGUUUGCUCGCAUCUCGGAGAGGUACAGGGAGGAGGGGGGCCUGUAUCAGGAACAAGACGUCCCAGGCGGCCGGAGUCCUCUCUCUUCGGAUGAGAUGGAGAGGACGGGGGACGCUGGCCAUCAUUCUGGUAGCGAGGGCGAUGACUACGGCCCGACGCUGCCGCGGGGGAACCGCUACGGGGCACGGAUAGGUCCCGUCAUACCGUCCAUGCAGGAUCUCGCCAUGCGUGAGGAGAUGAGGGAGGAGGAUAGAGAGGACUCGAGGAAUGCGCUCCGAGAAGCCCGGAAGGCUGAUAGGAGUCUGCAGAAGGAGAGGCUGGAGGAGAUACUGCCACGGGCGGAUCCGGGCUCACGGGAACGGAAGCUGGAGAAACGACAACUGGUGAACGACAAGAUGCGUGAGUUCCGGGAUAAGAGCCCCGGCAUGGAGGGCGGGGAUGAGAAGGACCUGAUGGGCGGCGGGGACUCGCUGGCAGAGUACAAGAAGAUGAAGCAACAGGAGCAGAGGAAGAAAUCGGAGCGGGAGAUCAGGAGGGAGGAGUUCGAGAGAGCGAAGCAGGAAGAGGUGGAGGAGAGGAGGCGGGCGUGGAGGGAGCGGGAGGAUGGAACGAUGAGCAUGCUCAAGGAAUUGGCGAAACAGCGAUUUGGUUGA
Clonostachys solani is the source of this 1095-nucleotide messenger RNA. The record is from the annotation of a GenBank genome assembly. NCBI's taxonomy places the organism in Eukaryota, Fungi, Ascomycota, Sordariomycetes, Hypocreales, Bionectriaceae.